This is a messenger RNA of Venustampulla echinocandica, 906 nucleotides long. Its product is annotated as Carbon-nitrogen hydrolase. Lineage: Eukaryota; Fungi; Ascomycota; Leotiomycetes; Helotiales; Pleuroascaceae. The transcript is spliced from 2 exons. Gene Ontology annotation, biological process: oxaloacetate metabolic process; L-glutamine metabolic process. The record is from RefSeq and is a predicted model, not a curated record. Gene Ontology annotation, cellular component: mitochondrion. Bases 1 to 906 code for a protein of 301 amino acids. Gene Ontology annotation, molecular function: omega-amidase activity.
AUGGCCACCGCGGCUCUCCUGAAGAAGCCCGUCAAGCUCGCCUUGGUGCAAUUGGCCAGCGGGUCGGAUAAGACACGCAAUCUCACGCAUGCGCGCGAGCUGGUCCACACAGCCGCCGCGGGCGGCGCCAAUAUCGUCGUGCUGCCGGAAUGCUUCAACAGCCCGUACGGCUGCGAUCACUUCCCGACGUACGCGGAAACGCUGCUCCCCUCGCCGCCGUCCGCAACCCAAUCUCCCUCCUUCCACGCGCUGGCCGCCAUGGCGGCCGAGACCAAAACAUACCUAAUUGGCGGCUCGAUCCCGGAGCUGGACCCGUCUACGAAAAAGUACUACAACACGAGCCUGACGUUCUCGCCGGCCGGAAAGCUGGUCGCGACGCACCGGAAAGUGCACCUCUUCGACAUCGACAUUCCCGGGAAGAUACGGUUCCAGGAAUCGGAGAUCCUGUCGCCGGGGAACAAGAUUAGCAUUGUGGACUUGCCGGAAUACGGUAAGAUAGCCGUUGCGAUCUGCUAUGAUAUCCGGUUCCCCGAGCUGGCCAUGGUCGCGGCGCGGAAGGGCUGCUUUGCGCUUGUCUAUCCAGGUGCGUUUAAUCUGACUACGGGCCCGCUGCAUUGGAAAUUGCAGGGCCAGGCUCGCGCCUUGGAUAAUCAGGUUUAUGUGGCCCUAUGUAGCCCCGCUAGGGAUAUGGAUGCUGGGUACCAUGCCUGGGGCCAUAGUCUGGUUUGUGAUCCCAUGGCGAGGGUUAUGGUUGAGGCUGGGGAAGGGGAGGAGGUCGUGUAUGCUGAGUUGAAGAAUGAGGGGAUUGAGGAGGCGAGAACCGGAAUUCCGAUUUAUGAACAGAGGAGGUUUGACGUUUACCCUGAUGUUAGUCAGGGGGAGUGUAGGUUUGAAGAUGCUGUAUAG